CUUGUACAGUAGGUGGCGGUAUGCACCAAAGAGACGUAAUCCGUCAGUAAAUAAAAAGAAGAAGAUUGAAACUGUCGCGUCUGUUUGGGGGGGAAAACCCCUCAAUACUCAAGAGAAUCACUGUGCAAAAUCAAGGUGAUGGAACGUGUCACCGGAGGAGGAGUGCAAUCAGCAUUGCUCCUAGCAAGCGUGGGAGGUUUCCUACUCUAUCGCCUACUUGGCCGACUCAGAGCCAAAGCUGCUCUCCAGGACGCAGUGGUGGUCAUCACGGGUGCCAGCUCCGGAUUGGGCAAAGAAUGUGCCCGCGUGUUCCACGGUGCAGGGGCUCGAUUAGUCCUGUGCGGUCGAGAUGCAGGUCGACUGCAGCAGGUGGUUGAAGAGUUGAUCACAAGCACAAGGGACAAAAAGCAGCAGACGCAUGUUCCCAGCACCGUCAUCUUCGACCUAAGCGACACACAAUUGAUGGACAGGGUGGCAGAGGACAUCUUGAAGUGUUACGGACGAGUGGACGUCCUCAUCAAUAAUGCCGGAAUCAGUUACCGUGGCAACAUCCUGGACACUCAACUAUCGGUUCAGAGGGACGUUAUGGAAACAAAUUACUUCGGGCCAGUCGCUCUUACGCAAGCUCUCCUGCCUUCCAUGGUUCGCCAGCACACUGGUCAUAUUGUUGUCAUAAGCAGCGUUCAGGGCAAGAUCGCUAUUCCUUACAGAUCAGCCUAUGCAGCCUCCAAACACGCCACCCAGGCCUACUUUGAUUGUUUACGGGCGGAGGUAGAGCGUUACGGGAUUUUCGUGACAGUCAUUAGUCCGGGAUACAUCAGGACAAAUCUGUCUGUCAAUGCAGUCACGGGAGACGGAUCCAAAUAUGGCGUUGUGGACACAACCACAGCGACGGGUCGCGAUCCCAAGGAUGUGGCUCAGGCCGUUCUGAAAGCUGUGCGUCACAAGAGCAAAGACGUUGUUUUGGCAGGACCUUUGCCCACGGCGGCGAUCUACCUACGCACACUGUGGCCUGCCCUCUUCUUUAAACUCAUGUCCUCUCGCGCUCGCAAGGAGCACAAACCCAAAAAUACUUGAGCUAACUAAGUCGAUAGUUGCUAUAUUCCAAACACCUUUUUAAAAUAUAAUCUAGCUCACCUCACUGUGCAUGAACACUACAUCCACAUCACUGUGGCAAAAAAAAAAAAAAAACACCAAAAAAAAAAAAAAAACACCAAAAAAAAAAAAAAAAGACACAAAUACAAAAGAAAAAAAAGUUUUAUAGCCAACUUUAUGCACAGAAUAAAAACACCAUUGACCAAUGGAAAUUUUCAACAGAUGGUUCCGUUUUUAGAUAUUGUCUUAAGUUAAAGAGAUCCACUUUCUUUAGAAAUGUUAACAAUAAAUAUUCCGGAUAACAAUUUACAUUAUGUUACAAAAGCGAAGUGAAUAUUGGAAUCACAACUGUACAAACAAAGUUCUU
Hippocampus comes (tiger tail seahorse) is the source of this 1462-nucleotide messenger RNA. It is a transcript of the gene dhrs7b, whose product is annotated as dehydrogenase/reductase (SDR family) member 7B. Gene Ontology annotation, cellular component: membrane. Bases 139 to 1077 code for a protein of 312 amino acids. The transcript has 7 exons. NCBI's taxonomy places the organism in Eukaryota, Metazoa, Chordata, Actinopteri, Syngnathiformes, Syngnathidae. The record is from RefSeq and is a predicted model, not a curated record. Gene Ontology annotation, molecular function: oxidoreductase activity.